Messenger RNA from Anisakis simplex (herring worm), 747 nucleotides. NCBI's taxonomy places the organism in Eukaryota, Metazoa, Nematoda, Chromadorea, Rhabditida, Anisakidae. The record is from the annotation of a GenBank genome assembly.
AUGCAAAACAUCCCGCAGAAAACAGUACUGGCUAGAGGAUCAGACGGGGCAAGAGAGUAUGAGAAAGGGGGAGAACGAGACGUUGAGAGUGAAGAGAGAGAACGAUUUUGGGAGAGAAUUAUCAAUAACUCAAAAAUGGAACUUACUAAUAAUAAUGACAGUAAUAUAAGUGUAAAUAAAAUAACCGCAAACAAUAAAUCCGCAAGUAGCAUCAGUAUUAAAGAGGCGGUCAAUGUGGGCUGUUUGGCUAAUAGGACGCGGUAUUUCAUUCUGAUAUUGGGUUCGUUGUGUAUAUCGUUGAUAUCCUCGAAUAUGAUCACUUUCAAUUUCACGAAGAUUUGUAUGGUGUUCGAUAAUACCACUGGAGAUAGGCUGCCUUUGGAGUAUCCGCUGGCGUCACUUGACGGUAUAACGUAUACGCAGUACGAGAAUUCGGCGCUAAUGUGGGCGGUCGGUGUGGGUACGUUGUUGGCAGCUUGGCCGUUCCAACUGGCUUAUGAACAGUUCGGUGCGCGCACAGUGUUUUUGGUUGCGGGUGUAAUGUCGACUGUGUCCACCGCAGUUAUACCAUAUUUAGCGCAGACAACGUUCAAUGGCUUCCUUGCAGCCAGAUUUGUUCAGGGGUGGGACUUGGGGGAAGAGGCGGGGCAAUCGUGUUUAUGGGAUAGGAACAAUGAAAAAACGUUGUGGGCGGGGCAUAGCGCAGAAAGUCAAGCUCCUCCCACUCUGAAAGAAAUUCUAUUGUAG